AUGGAUUCACCAGCAUCAUCAUUGUCAAAGAAGCGACGUCGCGACGAGGAGAGUGACAUGGCCAACCAGCACGAGCCUUCAGAUGGCAUUGCUGGCAACCCUCUCGACUUGACACCUCGAGCGAGUCAACUUGGCGGCCGGCUGUUUCGAGGUAAAUUCUAUGUUGAAGAACCUGAUGUGUCUUCCAACCUGUCUCGCGCCUCAUCGUCUAUAUCGCAUCACUCGUCAGCAUCUCAGCGUUGUUCUGUAUCAGGCCAAUCUUUACCAUCCAAGCAGGCCCGGAACGCCGAGUUGCAGAAGACUGGCUUUAAACCCGUGAGCGUUUCUCUCCAACAAGAUCAGCAGCUACUUUACCUCAAGGCCAUCUAUCGAGGAUUCACGAGGAUCGGUCAUGGAGAACAGCUGUUCCCAGACACCUUGCGGGGCCAACUCGCCGAAACCGAUAUGCCGGACUCUUCAUUUUAUAAUACCCUCGAACGAGUAGCCCAAUGUUCGGAUGAGCGGGAAGGUGAAUCUUCCUGGAACCUCGAAGCUCACGUGCCUCUUCUUGCAUGGGUCUUCCGCCGACAAAGCCAAAAGCCUCUCAUAGACUACAGAUAUUGCACUUCAGCCCAGAUCAUACAUGCAUUCAAACCCAAGAAUACCCCCUCGAAAAUAGUUGACUUUUGCAUCAUCGUCCGCCCCGGUGACGAUACUGACGAGCAAGACAUGAUUGAGAACCUCUGCUGCCAGAGACCUGGGCACCCAGUCGCCAUGUCUAUCGCGACAAAACGGCAUGGUGAGAACUGGGACACUGCGGUGUUGCAGCUGGGUACUUGGCACUCUGCUCAAUGGCGAAGCUUGGACUGGGGAAGAAGCAAGCGGGUUUCCAUCGACUUUUUGCCAGGUAUCAUCAUUCAAGGGCAUGACUGGCUGUUUGUGGCGACCAUUAUGAGGAACAACAAGGCGAUCAUGUACCACUCCAUCUCAAUUGGCGACACCAAGACGGUUCUUGACAUUUGUAAGCUUGUCAUCUCUGUGCAGUAUUUGCAGCAGUGGAUUGAGCGAACCUACUGGCCUGCAUUUCGCGCCGGGGUAUUGGCGACGGACGAGAAGGUUGAGAAUAGCACCUAG
Molecule: messenger RNA, 1113 nt
Organism: Fusarium falciforme
Lineage: Eukaryota; Fungi; Ascomycota; Sordariomycetes; Hypocreales; Nectriaceae
Exons: 4
Coding region: 1-1113 (370 amino acids)
Source: RefSeq, a predicted model, not a curated record